CAGAGUCUGGACCCUACCUACAUAUGGCACUGUGGAUACCUAGAGGCCCCAUACAAGAGAAGGCCCUUGUUUUCCAGGCACUGAGGACCACUGUCCCUAAUUCCUGGCAGUUCCUGAGAUCUCCAGGAAAGCAGGGUCAGCGAGGAGGCCUGGGGAGAAGCAUCCUACACCAGAUCUUGUGGCCUGCUGCCUAAGGGAAACAGGAGACCAUGACGGCUAUGCUAACACUAGAAACCAUGGCCAGUGAAGAAGAAUAUGGGCCGAGGAACUGUGUGGUGUGUGGAGACCGGGCCACAGGCUAUCAUUUCCAUGCCCUGACUUGUGAGGGCUGCAAGGGCUUCUUCAGACGAACGGUCAGCAAAACCAUUGGUCCCAUCUGUCCGUUUGCUGGAAGGUGUGAGGUCAGCAAGGCCCAGAGACGCCACUGUCCAGCCUGCAGGUUGCAGAAGUGUCUAAAUGUUGGCAUGAGGAAAGACAUGAUACUGUCAGCAGAAGCCCUGGCAUUGCGGCGAGCCAGACAGGCACAGCGGCGGGCACAGAAAGCCUCUUUGCAACUGAGUCAGCAGCAGAAAGAACUGGUCCAGAUCCUCCUGGGGGCCCACACUCGCCAUGUGGGCCCCAUGUUUGACCAGUUUGUGCAGUUCAAGCCUCCGGCUUAUCUGUUCACGCAUCACCGGCCUUUCCAGCCUCCGGGCCCCGUGUUGCCUCUGCUCACACACUUUGCAGAUAUCAACACGUUUAUGGUGCAACAGAUCAUCAAGUUCACCAAGGAUCUGCCCCUCUUCCGGUCCCUAACCAUGGAGGACCAGAUCUCCCUUCUCAAGGGAGCGGCUGUGGAAAUAUUGCAUAUCUCACUCAACACUACGUUCUGUCUUCAGACAGAGAAUUUCUUCUGCGGGCCUCUUUGCUACAAGAUGGAGGAUGCAGUCCAUGUAGGGUUCCAGUACGAGUUUUUGGAAUCGAUCUUCCACUUCCAUAAAACCCUGAAAGGACUGCAUCUCCAGGAGCCUGAGUAUGUGCUCAUGGCUGCCACCGCCCUCUUCUCCCCUGCCCCUUCUCCUCUCUCAGACAGGCCCGGAGUUACCCAAAGAGAAGAGAUCGAUCAGCUACAAGAGGAGAUGGCGCUGAUUCUGAACAACCACAUUAUGGAACAACAGUCGAGGCUCCAAAGUCGGUUUCUGUACGCAAAGCUGAUGGGCCUGCUGGCUGACCUCCGGAGUAUAAACAAUGCAUACUUCUAUGAACUUCAGCGCUUCGAGGAGCUGUCUGCUAUGAUGCCGCUGCUUGGGGAGAUUUGCAGUUGAGGCCCAGGCUUGCAUCCUUUCCCCAGACCCCCAGGGAUACACUGGACUGGAAAGGGUACAGCGCUGGACCCCACACAGGAACCAGCAGGAAGGAGCUCGGGAGUGGCAAUGAAACGCUGAACAGUCACCGUCUCUUCGUGCACUCAUCAGUGGGGUGUGGAAUGGGUGGGGGACAGAGAGAAGGGAGGUGGGUGACCACAGGGCCAAAGUAGUUCUCCGGAAACACAGGGGAUGGGAAAGAUGGAAGCCUUGGGGCUAGGAGGUGACUAGAGUUCCUUCUGGGAAUGGGUGGGCCCAUUCUUUGGUCUUUCUGUGGCCAGAGAUUUAACUUUUUAAUCCUCCCUUCCUAAGGGAAGGAGUGGAAGACUGAGGAAUGGAGAAACCAGGAGAAAUGGGAUAGGAGGCUUUUUUUUUUCUGCUCCCUCUUUCCAUGCAGAUUUCUCUGCUUUGAAGAAGGAGUAGUAAUAUCUCAAUCAAACAAAAAUAACAAAAAAAGUAGGGUGAGGGAAGCCAGACACAUCCCGUAGUCCCUCUCCUUUACUCCAGAGCCAUAGAGCUUAUGGGAGAUUAUAGUGGGGCUGAUGGCAGUACUGGGAACCUCAACCCGCUACCUAACUGGAAAAAAUGACUCUGUGGCAGUUCCAGUUCUGAGGAGGACAUCGUCCUGUCCCCCCACCCCCCACUCUGCCCAUGGGACCUAGGAGUCAUCCGGCAAGGUAGGCUCUGGAGAGGGACCAAGUUAGUCUCUGGCCCUAGGGUAUCAGACUCAAAGGUUCCAGCUGCUGCAGAGGCUGCUCCCAGGACAACCUCAGCCCACAGUGAUGCUGAAGCCGCAAUGGAAUCUGUUUCGCCAGUGAUUGAGGAAGGCUCCAAGGGCUAGGGUGACAGGCAGGGGACGCAUCUUCUUCUCCAGCACCGCACCAACACACCAGUUACUAUCCACCAAGCCUGCCAGGGAAAAGUAUAUUGACCCGGUUGAUUAGCCAGACUUGGAGUAUGGAGUCAACAGAAGUAAGGUAGAGCCUCCCUCCCUGUAUAUCCCCAAAUCCCUCACCACUUCUAAGUGUCUCGAAACCCUCACCUCUAAACACCAUAUCGGCUUGGGGCAGAGUCAGGUGGUAACCAAAGGAGAAGGUCGUAUCUUGUAGCCUUGUAUUUGCCUCAAACUCUACUCCAACCUGAACCUGGGAAGCAGGGACAAGAACGAGAGGAGGACCCAUCGCCAUGAAUCCCACAGGAGUUCUGGCAGGGUAUAAGCAAGCUGGAACGCAUGUGUGAAAAUGUAGACCAGAUGAGGCCAGAAAGAAUCAUAGGCCAGAAGCCUGGGAAGACUCGAGGGGCAGAUGAUUCUGAUUGACUGACUCAUUAGGCUGAGAUGAGUUUGGUAGUCUUACCUGUUCAUUGGCCUUGUGGUAAUAACUUGCAUGGGCCCCACCUGACCCAACAUUCAACGUAGCCACCCAGUGGACAGCUGCAGGGUGGGGGAGAACAGAGGGAAAAAACAGUUACCAUUGCAGAUACAGGCAAAGGAACCCCAGGAAAGCCCUGAGUCCCUCCUCCUCACCAUCAUUCACUUGAUCUUGUACCUGAGUACUUCCCAGCCAGAGUCAAGAUGGCCCCCUCUUCUCCUGGCCGCCGAUGAUAAACUAGCUCUCCUCCUAGCACAAGCCGAUGGGUGAUGCUCUGCAGGAAAUGAGCAACCAUGAUCACUGUCAGGGAGAGAGGAGGCAAGAGUCAGGGAGUCAGGCUUACUUUCUUACCAUCUGGUCAUUCCCACCCUAGCCUAGCCAAAAAGUCCCCCCCCCAAGAACUCCGUCCCAGUUCCCCACCUGAUUCCCCAAUCAGAUCCGGAUUUCCCAGGGUCAGAGUGGCUGUGUAGUCAUCUCCCCGAUACUCGCCAUCAAACUGCCAUGUCAGGAACUUGGCCUGCUGUGUCUGGGUGGGGAGAGUAAGCAAUAAAAUACCCUUCUCUCUGUUUAUA
This is a messenger RNA of Mus caroli (Ryukyu mouse), 3285 nucleotides long. It is a transcript of the gene Nr1i3, whose product is annotated as nuclear receptor subfamily 1 group I member 3. Gene Ontology annotation, biological process: negative regulation of transcription by RNA polymerase II; positive regulation of transcription by RNA polymerase II; cell differentiation. Gene Ontology annotation, molecular function: nuclear receptor activity; RNA polymerase II cis-regulatory region sequence-specific DNA binding; zinc ion binding. The record is from RefSeq and is a predicted model, not a curated record. Lineage: Eukaryota; Metazoa; Chordata; Mammalia; Rodentia; Muridae.